CUUAUAAUUUUGACAGACUUUUGCAGGAGAUGUUUUAAGGUUCAACUUUCCCCUCCAUGUUUUUAUUACUGUUCAAAAAUUAAAGGGAGGUGGCUAUGUUGAACCUUUCCUGUGACAUACUAUUAAUAUUUGAUGGGAUUGCAUUGAUAUGAAAAUCUUAUUAAACGAUUUAAUUUCCAGAUUUGUUUCAUAAAGAGAAGAACAUGGAAGAUGUAAGAAAGCUGGGAAUUUCCUUUUCUCUUGUGUUAUUUUUAAGUGUAUUUAUCAUGUCUGUUGCUAUACUAAAACAGCUACCACUUUACUUAUUUAGAAAUAACUGACAGCUCAGGCCUGAGCUAUGGCAUUUUAUUCAUAGAAUAGUACUUCUGCUUACUCUUUGAGAAAAAAUUCUCAUAAGCUUUAUUUCUGAUAGUUAAACCUUUAGAAAAUUAAGGCUAGCAAAUUAGAAGAGGAAAGAGGAGUAUGCUAUAUUUGCUAUGCAAAUAGAUUCGGAAAAUGUGGAAGCUCCAUUCUUUUCUAGGUGUCUGGUUACUUGUAGAAAUCAAACAAGUCUGUCUGUCUGCUUCUCUGUAAACAUAAAACCUAUGUAUCUAUAUCUGUGUAUAUACAUGUAUGCGGAAUCUAGUAGCUACAAAGGUGUGAUGGUGAUGAUAAGGCAAUUUUAAGACUGUUCUCAUCAAUGUUAAGAAUGAUGAUCCCAGCCUACCAGGCAAAAUUUAAUUAUGUUCAGAAUUCUGAGUUUAAGAAGGCAGAGGAGAUGUAUAUGAGGCAUCUUAUAAAGAUUUAAAUGUAAAAUUUGAUGGAGUGAAACAAAAUCUUAAAAAUUUAAAAAGAGAAAGACCCGCAUUAUCUGGAAAUUGCAGCAUCCACGUAAUUGAGGUUUUUAUGGACUAAACUUUGGUGAUUUUUACAUUAUGGUGUUGUAAUCAUAUAAAUUUUCUAAGAUGCGUGGUCAUGUUCAGAUAAUGCAUUUAUAUUAAAAAUGUACUUUUUAAAGGGAAUUGUUGAGGGAGAUGGCAAUUCAGUAGAAAGUGGAAGUGUUAUUAAUUUCCUAUUCUCAGGUUAUUUGUGGGUAUAGUUUCUUAAGGAGAAAUGAUUAAACAGAAAGUCUGUUGAUAGUGAAGAAUAUGCUUACCUUUACUAUCUGAGCUUUGAAUGAGCUGCUGUGUGCUUUUUUAUGGUUUAUCUUUAAAUUUCUAGUUUUCAUAACCAACUUUAAGGGGUAGGUGUUAGCUCCAUUUUACAGAUGGAAGCUGAGACACGUGGGAAGAAUGACAUACCCACGGCGUCAUAGUUAAUGAGUGCUGCAGCCAGCUUGCCACCCCAUGUCUGGCGCAUUCUAAAGCCUAUACUGUCUUCUUUAAGUCAUAAUCUUUCCUAGUCUUCAAGUAUGAUAAAUGUUUACUAAAGAUAAUAGCCCAAGCUAAGGAAAAUGAAAAGAAAGAUCAUACUAUGCAUGGUUUUACUUGCUUACUUAUUUUUACUCUGCAUACUAUUUUUGACUGAUUAAUUUGGUUUUAAUUACAUCUUUUAUUUGAGGGUUCCCCCUACUAAGAAUUAAACAUACAUGUAGAGGCACCUGAGUGGCUCAGUCAGUUAAGUGUCCUACUUCAGCUCAGGUCAUGAUCUCGCGGUUUGUGGGUUUGAGCCCCGUGUCCAGCUCUGAGCUGACAGCUUGGAGCCUGGAGCCUGCUUUCGAUUCUGUGUCUCCCUUUCUCUCUGCCCCUCCCCCACUUGUGUGUGCAUGUUCUCUCUCUCUCUGUCUCAAAAAAAAUAAACAUUAAGAAAAAAUAAGUGUACAUAUAUAUUAGUAUUUUCUUUCUUCCUUUUCCUUUGUGCCUGGUUACAGAUAAUGAAAUUUCUCAAAGUUUUUGCUUUCUUGGCCAGUUGUCUUAGAUCCCGCCUAGCUGGGGCAGUCCCAGAGUGUUGUAUAACUGGCAUUUAAUACGAAGCCUUUUCUCACUCAGUGUCUCACUUGCAUCUGGGCUGUUGUGUCUGUGAGUACAAACACUGAACCAUGAGUCAGGUAUCCUGAUUGAGAGAGUGUGAAAGUAGGCACAGGAUAGAUUUACUUAUUCUAUCUGUUCUUUUAGACAUUUCAGUAGCUCUCUUUCUUGCUUUGGAGGAUUCUGGUAUUUUUCACUCAAGUAGUUUAGGGAUCUAAUUUGGUGGUUUUACAUUUAAGAAAUGGAAUGCUUGAAACAUGUAAGUGCAAUCAUAGCUUUAUCCUUCUUUUUGGCCAUAAGUUACAUGUAUGUGAAAUAACAGAUCUUAAAUGUCACAUUUUGAUGAGUUUUGAUAUGUAUAAAUGCAUGUUACCCAUGGCUAUCGAGAUACACCAUGUUUCCAAUCAUCUCUAAAAGUUUCCUUAUACUUCUUGUUGGUCAACACACAUCCACAUCCACACCUGAUUUCUUUCAUCAAAAAUUAGUUCCAUGUAUUUCAGAACUUCACUGUAUGGACAUAUUACAGUUUGUUUAUUGGUUUCUAUGUUGAUGGAUAUAUGGGUUGUUUUCAGUUUUGGGCUAUUAAAAUUAAAGUUGUGGGGCACCUGGGUGGCUCAGUCGGUUAAGCAUCUGACUCCAGCUCAGAUCAUGAUCUCGCUGUUCACAGUCUGAGCCCCACGUUGGGCUCUGUGCUGACAGCCCAGAGCCUGGAGCCUGCUUCAGAUUCUGUCUCCCUCUCUCUCUGUCCCUAUCCUGCUCAUGCUCAUGCUCUGUCUCUCAAAAAUAUAUAAAAAUUAAAAAAAAUUUAAAAAAGGACAUUCAUUAUAAAAAUAGAACUGCCCUAGGACCCAGCAAUCGCAUUACUGAGUAUUUAUCUAAAGUAGACAAAAACACUAAUUUGAAGAGAUAUGUGCACCUCUAUAUAUGUAGCAGCAUUAUUUACAGUAGCCAAAUUAUGGAAGCAGCCCAAGUGGCCAUCAAGUGAUUAAUGGAUAAAGAAGAGGUGGUGUGUGUACACACACACACACACACACACACACACACAGGAAUACUAUUCAUCCAUAAAAAAUAAUGAAGUCUUGCUAUUUGCAGUGUCAUGUAUGGAGCUUAGAGAGUAUAAUGCUAAGCAAAAUAAGUCAGUUGGAGAAAGACACAUACCAUAUUUCACCCAUAUGUGGAAUUUAAGAAACAAAGCAAGCAAAGGGACAAGAGAGAGAGAGAGAAGUGCCAAGAAACAGACUUUUUUUUAAAUAUGAAAUUUAUUGUCAAAUUGGUUUCCACACAACACCCAGUGCUCAUCCCAACAGGUGUCCUCCUCAAUACCCAUCACCCACCCUCCCCUCCCUCCCACCCCCCAUCAACCCUCAGUUUGUUCUCAGUUUUUAAGAGUCUCUUAUACUUUGGCUCUCUCCCACUCUAACCUCUUUUUUUUUUCUUCCCCUCCCCCAUGGACUUCUGUUAAGUUUCUCCGGAUCCACAUAAGAGUGAAACCAUAUGGUAUCUGUCUUUCUCUGUAUGGCUUAUUUCACUUAGCAUAACACUCUCCAGUUCCAUCCACAUUGCUACAAAGGGCCAUAUUUCAUUCUUUCUCAUUGCCACGUAGUACUCCAUUGUGUAUAUAAACCACAAUUUCUUUAUCCAUUCAUCAGUUGAUGGACAUUUAGACUUUUAACUAUAGGGAACAAAUUGGCGGGCGAUAGGGGAAAUAGGUGAUGGGGAUUAAGGAGUGCACUUGCUGUGAUGAUCACUGGGGGCUGUAUGGAAGUAUUGAAUCACUAUGUUGUACACCUGAGACUAAUAUAACACUGUAAAAAAAAAAGUAAAAAGUUGGGCCAUUUUACACUAAUACUUAAAAUUUAUAAGAGUUUGACUUAUGCAUUCUUACCGAUAUUUAGUAUUUGCAGUGUUUUAAUUUUAGUCAUUCUGGUGAGUAUGUAGUGAUAUCUCACUGUGAUUUUACUUUGCCUUUUCUUGAUGACUAUUGAUGCUGAAUACUGAUGGCCAUUUCUUCCUUUGUGAAGUACCUAUGACAGCAUUUCCCCAUUUUUAAUUGGGUUGUUUGUAUUUUUACUAACAAAGUGUAGGAGUCCUCUUAUAUAUUUUGGAUACAGACUUUUUGUUAGAUAUAUGUUUUGCUAGUGUUUUCUACUAGUCUUUUGACUUACUGAUUUUUUUAAUGCUAUCUUUUGAAAAGCAGAAUUUUGUUUUUAGUAUAAUUCAUUACAUUUUACCUUUAUAGUUAUUUUCUGCAUUUUAAGAAACCUUUGUCUACUUAAAUGUCAUGAAGAUAUUCUCCUUCUAGGAUGUUUCCUUCUAGAAACUAUAUAUUUAUAGUUUUAAUAUUUAUGUUUAGAUCUGAUUAUCUCAAAUAUAUUUUUGUGCGUGGUAUGAGGAAGGAGUCUAAGUUCAUUUUUCUCAUUAUCCAAAUUUUUCUAGUAACAUUUACUGAAAAAAUAUUCUUUUCCUCUUGACUUGUUUUAAAGUCUGUUAAGAUUCAGUUGGUAAGUGUGAGUUUAUUUUUGGACUGUAUUCUUUUUAGUGAUUUGUUUGUUUAUCCUUGUGCCAGUCUUCCAACUUUUAAAAGAUCCUUUCACAAGAUUGUUUUAGCUACCCUACGUCCUUUUUUAUUUACAUAAAAAUUGUAGAAUCACUUAGAAUCAACAAAUAGCAAUAUAUCCAUAGAUUAAUUUGAGAAAAGCUAACAUUCUUAUUAAUAGUGUUGAGUCUUCUAAUCCAUAAAGGUAGUAUAUCUCUCCAUUUACUUAUGACCUUUUAAUUUUGUAGUUUUCAGGGUAGAGGUCUUACACAUCUUUUGUUUUAAAUUUAUCCAUAUUUUCUGUUUUUGGGGGCUGUUGUAAAUGGUUUGUUGUUUUAAAAUUUCAUUUACUGUAGUUUGUUGCAAGUAUCCAGAAAUUCAAUGAUUUUUGUAUAUUGCCCUUGUAUUUGGACAAGAUUUACUCAUUAGUUCUAAUAGUCUUUGGGGUAGAUUUUUGAAGUGUUUCUUAUGUGUGUAGUUAUGUCUUCUUGUAUGGCUUAGCUAUUUUUUUUUUCUUGCCUGUUACUGACAGGGACCUCCAGUAUAAAGUGAAUGGAAGUGGUGAGAGCAGACAUCUUUGCCUUUUUUUCUAUCUUAAGAAGAAAGCUUUUACUCCUUCACCAUUAAAUAUCACUCUAGCUAUAGGAUUUAUCAGAUUGAGGAAGUUUUCUUCUGUAAUGCACUCACUUGAUAGCUGUGAAAUAUUUGUGAUUGUUAAUAACUUGUCUCCUAAUGAAAUAAAGCUAAUAAUAUAAACUCGCUUUCUAUCCUUGAGAGAUCACUAAAUCAGUGGAUUGUAACAUAUGCUACUUUUUUUUUUUUUUUUUUUUUUUUUUUUUUUUACAUUUAGACCAAAUUGCUUUGAUAGAACAUUUAACACAUAUUGGUUCUGCAUUUUGCAGCAUUUGCUAGAUAGGAUUUUUCAAAGCAUUAGUUAAAUAUUCAUAUUGAAUUGGGUUUAGGGAGAAGUAUAGAUAAAUAAUAUUGCCCUUAAUUUGAAUUUAUUAGGCUAAUUCUUCUUCUGAAAUUUGGUUAUAUGUUUUAUAGCUUUCUUGUGAAGCUUGUAUGUCAUUCAAGGGGGAUUAUAAGGAACUUUGUGUAUUCUGAGGUUCACAGAAACUGGUUAUUAGUGUUUCUUGUCUUGCAGACUUUUUGAGCUAUUUUUAUGUUCUUUACAUUAAAGCUUAUUAAACACGUACUUGUUUAGCUCCAAUUUUAUGCCCAAAAGUGUAAAGUAGGUACUUAAGAUAUAAUGCGAACAAAACAGGUAUUGCUCCCUUCAUGGGGCUUGCAGUCUAGUCAGAAAGACAAAAUUGAAUGAAAUAGAUCAUUAUAAAUUAUGAUAGGUAUAGAAUCUGGUCUAAUCUGGGAAUUCAAGGAAGGUGUCUGUGAGGAAGUGGUAUUUGAAUUAAAUCUGAAGGUUAUUUCUGUGUUAACUAAAAGAAGUGUGAUGGCAUAGUAAGCAGCAGGUGCAAAUGUCCUGAGGCAGUAGACAACAUAGCAAAUAUAUGUAGUACAGGGGGAUGGUUAGAAUAGGAGGCGGUAGAACCAGGUUAGCUAAUCCUAAACAACAUAGAAGUAAGAUUGAAUUGGUAUGUGGAGAACAGAUUUUAUAGGACUUACUGGGACUUUAUCCUAAGGGCAGUGUGAAACCACUGAAGUAUUUUAAAAGGGGAGUGAUAUCAUCUGGCUUGCAUUUUUUAAAGAAUAUUCUGUCUGUGCAUAAUGGAUUAAAGAGAGGCCACAGGCAGCUCAUGAGGACUGCACUGGAAGCCACUACAUGCACUCCCACACAAGACGAUGCGAGCUUGCUUAGGGUAGUGACAGCCGAGAUAGGGAAGAGUUAAUGGAUGGGAGGAGUACUUGAAGAAACAGAUAAAUUCUGAAUGCAUACACCUUUUUUGUACCUUUAAAAUUGUUUAAAAAAAACACCCUUUUCUGUACAUGUUUACUUUUUACAAUAUUAUAUUGGUGGUAUAGUUCUCCUUGAUAAUCAUCACCUUCUUUUUAUCUUACUUACCAUUGAUGCUGAUGUCUCUCUCUUACUCUGCUAUUUAGGUCCUAUUGAGUAGUUGCCUGAAAUGCUUAGAUGUUUAAUAAUGAACUAUUGAUUCAUAUAAAAGAAUAUAUAAAACAAUUUAAGGUAUAAGUAAAAAAAAGCAAAUACCUGUGAUGUGUCACCUCAUAAAGCUAUAGUUUUAGCUGUUAGAAGUAAUUCUGAAGUAUUCCAACUAAUAAUUCCUCUUAGAUAUUUCCCAACUAGCAUUCAUCAGUUAAAAGGAGAGAGAGGUGGUUGACAAUGAUUGCAGUAAGAAUGGCAAUAAUAAAACACCUAAUGACCCCUAACAUAAAGAGAGUUAUGCCUAAUUAAAGACAAAGAAUGAUUUAUGUAAUGAGCUAUGUAAAUAUAUGACAUUAAUGCUUUUUUGUUAUUAAAGCUUCACAUUAUAAAUUAGUUCCUAUUAUAAUCAGAUUAGAAAAAAGUAUAGAAAGGGAGAAAAAUGAGGGACCAGUAGAACAAGUCAAUGUCUAAAAAGAAGAAAAUUAUCUUGUUAGAACUGCUAAAGCUUUUUUUGGAAGUUGGUAGAAGGAAAGAAGAAAGUGGAUCAAAGGCUCUGCUUGAACUCUCUUGUAUUAUCAUUUAUUUGCCUUUGGAAGCGUGUACAAUUACGGAUUAUUUAGAAUAUUCGUAGACUCAAAUCCCUGUCAGCGAUUAGUUUUGGGAAAUAAAUGUAUCAAAUGAAAGCGAUCUAGAAUUUGAAUUUCCCUAUGAGAUUAUUUUGCCAUUUCUCUAAUUUUGGAAAUAGUACAUUCAAAACUGUUUUAAAAAUAUGUAAAGCCUAUCCUUGGAAAAGGUUUAUUUAGAUUUUGGUAAUAUAUAGAUAACUUUAAUAAUUGAUAGUGUUUUAUUUUCUGAUGGUUUUAUAGUAAAGCUGAGUAUUAAACUCCUUUUAUUUUAUUUUUUUUUAAUUUUUUUUAAUGUUUAUUUAUUUUUGAGACAGAGGGAGACAGAGCAUGAACGGGGGAGGGUCAGAGAGAGAGGGAGACACAGAAUCUGAAACAGGCUCCAGGCUCUGAGCUGUCAGCACAGAGCCCGACACGGGGCUCGAACUCACAGACCAUGAGAUCAUGACCUGAGCCGAAGUCAGACGCUCAACCGACCAAGCCACCCAGGCGCCCCUUAAACUCCUUUUAAUAUGGAGUAUGGGACCUGUCUACAUUCAUGAAUAUUUAUCAAAUGUAAUUUUUAUUUUGAAUAUUUAUUAUUAUUGUAAAUGAGACUAUUAGUUAAAUCCAUUCCUGUUUGAUUUUAAUGCUUUUAUGUAUCCCUAAAGGUCAAACUACUUCCCUUGUAAAAUAGGACUUUCUAGCCUUUUGUAUUGUAUAUUUAAAUAUUUUCUUUCAAACCUCAACAUGGUACUCAUUCUAUGAUUGUUAUUCUAACUUGUUUUAUGAAUUAUUCUGGUAAUGAGAAAUGUGCUUCCAUUCUUUCUGUAUUUCACCUAAACCCCUGGAGAUUUUUGACAAUAAUAUGGUCUUCAUUCCUAUAAGGCAGUUCAACAUGGAGGAAAGAAUAGGGUUUUCUGUUCUUUAGAAAUCAUUUUUGGAAUCCAAAAUAGUUAUUCUUAGACAUUACCUUACUGGCAGCCAUCAGUGGAAAGGAAAGGGAAGAAGAGAGGGGUUCAUCAAUAUGGUGUUAGGAAUGACACUUUUGACCUGUUUCAUUGCUAGUUUCAUGACUGUCGGAAGCAAGUUAUGCUUACCUUCUGUAGUACCUGUCUUCUUCCUUUGGAAAGUGAUAAUGAUGGGUACCUACUCCAUAAAGACUUAAGGUUUUUAUAGAGAGGAAAUAUAUAAAGCACUUAGCAUAAUGCUUGGCACACAGAAUGUGCUCAACAGAUGUUAGUUUAUCUUCCAUUUUCAGCUUAAUUUUCCUUAUCUAAGUCUGAAAUAAUUUGUAAAUUAGUUCUAAGUCACUUUAAAGAAGAGUGCUGAUCCCAUAAGAAAUAUGCUUAAAAUAGAAAAUGUUUGCCUAUAGUAAGUCAAAGUAAGUAGAACUGUUUUUAACCUCCCUCAAAUAAAGUAGCUUAAUUUGCUUGCUUCUCACUUGGGUGUGAGUAGCUCAGUCACGGUAUGACAGUUCUUUGACUCUUGAGUGUUUUUCAUAUUAGGAUAAUAAGUGGAGUAAACAAUCAUUCUACUUAUUUCUAAUGCCUACUUUUCAGAGUUCACAUUUGACCUUAAAUAUUUCCCCAAAUAGAUGUUAGCAUAGAGGUGUUAGUUCCAAUGCUCUGUUUAUACACUUAAAUACAUCGGAUUCAGCAAUUUAGUGUGGGUGUGGCAGGGAUUGGAGAGAUUAUUAAAUGACUUAACUUCUGUUAAUCAAAACAUACCUAUAUUUUAGGGAGUAAAAAUAGUAGCUAUAUCACUUGAGUUCACGAAGUCUUAGCUGAUUUUUAAUAAUUAAUAUGUUUUUUUCUGCCAGUGAGCAUUAGAUUACUGCUGACUUUUUAGUGUCAUAGUACCUUGUGGUAGUUUCUCUACAGGGUUUAAAGGUGUAUCCCAGUGUUUUUUUGGUUUUUUUUUUGUUUGUUUGUUUUUUGUUUUUGUUUUGUUUGUUUCUUACUGUCUGGUCCAUAGGAAUUAAUCUUAUAAAUGCUAUAAGGAGACUAUCUCUAGAGAUUCAUACAUGCCAUUAAUAUAUUAUAAGGAUCGGUCAGUUCCAUUGUCUUCUUUUGUCAAUCUUGAUCAGAGCUUGCCGAGUAAGUCUAUAAGCCUGCAUGUGCCUGGCAACUGUUACCUAGUGACAGUUUCAGCUGCAGUAGCCAUUGGCUGUGCUGUUGAUUGGGGCAGGAGGACCGAGUCACCUUUCUGAUGGUGGUGAGUUCUUCUGCAUCAGCUCAGGAUGAGGAGGAGAGGAGCAGGGCUCCGGCUCAGGUGGAGGCAGUGAUACUGAGAGAUUGUGAAGAAUAUAGCGACAGCAUCCUGGUAACUGCAUCACAGUAAAUCGGACUUCUGAAUCAAGCAGCCCAGCCUAGCAGCUGAUAAGAGUGAAUGUAGGUGAGAAGCUUUGCCUUAUUCCCGUAAGAAGAGAACUAUUUUGUGAUAAGUGAAACUAGGAAUGUGCAAGGAGGAAUAUUCUGUGGCUGUUAUAAAAGAAGGACUUCCCUGAAUGACUUGGUGGUGCACGAGAAAAUAACUUUCAGAAGAAUGCUUUCUGUUAAGCUGCUGCUUUGUUCCUGAAGGAAACGUUUUUAUCUCUAAUGCAUGUUACUUCUUCAAGAGGUAUGACAACAAAGACUGACAAGAAACUCUCUGAAAUACCUGUACUUUUAAAAAGAUUUUUGAUAAAUGUUAACCUGAUAACAGAAUGACCUUGGAAGCCUCUUGGAUGGAUUCUAUCCUGCAAGCCUUUCAGUAUUUCAAACUCUAGGAUUUAAACUCAUCUUGAUGCUUUAGAGGUAUUUUAAAAUAAGACCAUCUUAUAACCUACCUAAUGACCCCUGUACUAAUCGAGCACUUGUUCAAAAUAGAAAACAGAAAUAGAAGAGGCAUUUUCAUAACAUAUGGCUGCUGUAUAACUGCAAGUAUAGCAAACAAGGUAAUUUUCCACUUUCAGAAGAUUUAGUCGAAGUAAUGAUUUAAUGUGUUAAUCCUCUGAUGAAAGUAGAAUAGAAACAGACUAUGAAGCCUACUAGAAAUACCUAAGUAAGAAAUAAUGGCAGCGUUUCUAGUCAAAUAAGCUCAGAGUGCAUAGGAAAGUUUCUAUUGUUUAAAUUUCAUAUAUACGUGAGAUAUAGGUGUGGUUGCAAAGGUGAGAAAUAACUUUGAGCUGUGAAUCUAUUAUUCCGUUAUAAGGAAGGUAGCAUAUCAGAUAAUGAAAGUUACUUUCAAUUAUUGAUGCUGAAAUUAAUAACAUUUAUUUUCCCUUUGAAAAGGAGAGCAUACAAAUUACAUGUAGAACCAGUAAUUGUAAUGGACUAAAACUGUUUUCAUCCGAAUGCUUAAAAAAUUGCAUGCAGAAUUAAAACUUUACAGUUUAUCAUAUCUUGUCACGUGUUAACCCAUUGCACAUUAUCUUCACUACUGGAAAUAUGCUUUUGUUUACUCAUGAGAGUUAUAGGGCAGUCUGGAGUCUGUUACCCUAUUCUGCUCCUUUGUGCCCAAGUAGACCCGAGUCUUUUAGAAUUAACCUUGUGUGUAUGUGUGUGUGGGGAUUUAGCUUUUUUGAGAAAUGAGAAAUAGAUCAUAAAGUUCAUCCACCAGCAUCGAACCCUGAACUGAGCCCAAAGGCACUCUUUGCCGCAAUGAACUUUUUCUUAGAUUUGCAACUAGAUCUUAGAUCUUAAUUAUUUAAAACCGUAAAAUAUGAAUCCACUUCUCAUGACAGAUGAAGUAAGAAGCCUGAGACAAUUUAAGACUUUUUUCCCCUCAUUAUUUCUAGUUGAUCCCUAAGAAACUACCUUUCUGAUGAGCCCAAACAGCUCACAAACUCUUUUCUUCCCUUGGCAAUUGAUUUUUUUUUCUUUUUACAGAUUUAAUUUUUCAUGGUGAAAGGUAAUAAAAUAUCCAUUUUCUCUAGAAGUGCCUUGUGUCUUCAAAAAGUUGUUGGAGAGAGCAUCAGAGGAAGCUAAUCAGUGACCUUUUUUCACCUCCUUUCUAGCUUACUUCCCUUUCUCCCCCUCCCAAAGUUGAGAUGUGUCACUGCUGCACUGAGACUGAUGAAGAGGCUUGAGUACUCUCUGGGAUGCUCGGCUGUGACAGAAGCACUGCCACUGUCUACCGAAGCUGAUCCCGAGACACUCAUGUGUAGAGUUUAACACAUGCUGGACAGGGCACCUGCUUGCUGGAGCCAAGGCUACAUGUUCUCUUAAUUCCAAGCCAUGAAUGAAUCCAGGUGGACUGAAUGGAGCAUCCUGAACAUGAGCAGUGGCAUUGUGAAUGUGUCUGAACGUCACUCCUGCCCACUUGGAUUUGGCUACUACAGUGCGGUGGAUGUGUGCAUCUUUGAGACCGUUGUUAUUGUCUUGCUGACAUUUCUAAUCAUUGCUGGGAAUUUAACGGUCAUCUUUGUCUUUCACUGUGCUCCACUCUUACACCAUUACACUACCAGCUAUUUUAUUCAGACAAUGGCAUAUGCUGAUCUUUUCGUUGGAGUUAGCUGCUUGGUUCCUACUCUCUCACUUCUUCACUACUCCACAGGUAUCCAUGAGUCAUUGACUUGCCAGGUUUUUGGAUAUAUCAUCUCGGUUCUAAAAAGCGUUUCUAUGGCAUGUCUUGCUUGCAUAAGCGUGGAUCGCUAUCUUGCAAUUACCAAGCCUCUUUCCUACAAUCAACUGGUCACUCCUUGUCGCCUGAGAAUUUGCAUUAUUUUAAUCUGGAUCUACUCUUGCCUCAUUUUCUUGCCUUCCUUUUUUGGCUGGGGGAAACCUGGGUACCAUGGUGACAUUUUUGAAUGGUGUGCCACCUCUUGGCUCACCAGUGCCUAUUUUACUGGCUUUAUUGUUUGUUUACUUUAUGCUCCUGCUGCCUUUGUGGUCUGCUUCACUUACUUCCACAUUUUCAAAAUUUGCCGUCAGCACACCAAAGAGAUAAAUGACCGGAGGGCCCGAUUUCCUAGCCAUGAGGUGGAUGCCUCUGGAGAGACCGGACACAGCCCCGACCGUCGCUACGCCAUGGUUUUGUUUCGGAUAACCAGUGUGUUUUACAUGCUGUGGCUCCCUUAUAUAAUUUACUUCCUUCUGGAAAGCUCCCGGGUCUUAGACAAUCCAACACUGUCCUUCCUAACAACCUGGCUUGCUAUAAGUAAUAGUUUUUGUAACUGUGUAAUAUACAGCCUUUCCAACAGUGUUUUCCGGCUAGGCCUCCGAAGACUGUCCAAGACGAUGUGCACAUCUUGUCUGUGUGUGAAGGAUCAGGAAGCACGAGACCCCAAACCUAGGAAACGGGCUAAUUCCUGCUCCAUUUGAAGAGAACUAUACAGUAAAUCCAGUGUAAUCUGACAGGGGUUUUGGAUUGUGUUCUUGAUUCUUCUAUAAUAUCUAAAUAAUUCUUCUGGAAGUUUGCCACUAGAGAAAUAUUUACUUGAAUAGUUGACUAUGAGAUGAAGGGACUAAAGAUUUCUUUUUUUUUUUCCUUCUCUUUUUCCACAGUGGUGGGGGAGGGGGAGCUAGAGAAAAGAAUGUAUAGAGGGUAAUCUCAUGAGAUAACUUUAGUAUGGGAGUAUAAAUGUACAGUAAUAGCAAAAUUAAGCACUGAAGAUGAAAAAAUUAUUGAAAAAAGUAUCUCAGAGCUUCCACAGGACAUGAGCAAAGCCCCUCGGCAUCUCUGUCCUCUCUGACUGAGCUCUCUCCUCUGUCUUUGCCUCUCAUUCUGUCUGUCUGUCUCACUUUCUUUGUGUUUGUGGAAAUGACUUACAUAAAUUGCCCUUUAAAUGCUACAUAUAAUAUAUGUGGCAAAGUGCAAUUUUUUGCAUCAAAGUAUACUCUUAAAUGUACUAAUCUGCAACCCAUAAGUUGUCUCUCUAUGAAGGAUGCAUAGUAAGCAUUGUAUUUUAUUACCUGCCACAUAACCCUUUUGCUUGUGUUUUUAUAAUGUCCGCAGUGCAAAUUGUUUGCUAUAAACAAAAAGAAACAGUACUUUUGUUUCUUCUGGGUAAAAUUAUGUGUACCCACCCCCACCCCCUUUCUAACAGCCUGCUAUUUUUUUCCUCCAUUGUUCUUGAUCUGCAUCCUUUGGUACCUUAACCCAAAAGUGUCUUAGCUAAUGAAAGAAUCUACUAUACAAAGCAAUCAUAAUCUUAAAUAAUCUAUUCCUUCCAACAAAGGUUCUUUGAGAUGUUGUGUUAAAUAUUUUUAAUAGCUUUUGUAUACAUUUUUAUCUGGUUCCUUUCCAAUUAGCUCGUGUGCCCAAAGUAGUGUCUUUUUUUGCUAUAAUAAAGCUUUGUUGUUCUUUAAGGAAAUCCACAAAUAAUUCUAAUGGAGAUUUCAGAGUAUUCACCCAGAAGUAAGGUAUUGCUCUUCAAGCCACACAGCGUGUCCUCCCCGCAAUCCAGUAGAAAAUAUUAACCUUUUUGUGUUAGGUCUACAAAGCUUAGUGUUGCGUCCACCAAUCAUUUGUGUGAUAUGCAUUUGCAUAUACUAUAUUUUUUACAACAAAGAAAAUGUAAAUUAUAUUAUGUGAUCUGUGCCUAAUGUUUUCUUAGCACAAUACAUAGAUCAAUGUUGCUUAACUCAUCAACAUUGGAAAAAAUAUACAAAAACUUUAAAGAGAAAAAUACUUUUGUGUAGUUGUUAUUAGAUAUUUAUAUUAGAUCAAGCUGCAUUCUUAGUACUGCUGAGAAUACGAUAUACUUAAUUAUCAAAUACAGGUAAGAGCUGUCAGUAUUUCCUUUUGUAAUCUGUUUUCAUACGCAGAGAUUAAAUUAACUUAUUUUUUAGUGUGCUACGUGGAAUUGUAUAAUAAAUUGCCAGGGGUUUAGAUGUAGCAAAAUGGCAUUUGGGGGAAUCAGUAGUGAAGCAGGUGUGAGUGGUAAAACAUCUAAAUCUUACUUUUUUACUAUAAGUUUCCUGCCUGACAGAUAUUUUAAAGUUUAUAUCAGACUACUGAGUAUUUUUCUUCUCAGCAUUUUGAUUUAUUUGUUUUAUGAAAUGCAUUUAAUGAAAUGUGCCUAUGACUUCAAAUUGGAAGCCUAGUGUGUUUGCACACGAGUGGUUUGACUUCAGAGGUCCGUUAGUAGAAAUGUCAUCAUUUUAUUGAGGUUGUUUUGAACCCGUGUAUAUUUUUAAACAUGUAAGAAAGGUUUAAAAUAAAGAAUAAAAUAGUAUUCUACGUAUCAAAAUCAGACUUUGUUUCAGUUUCAUAAAAACACUCACUUAGAAUCAAAAUUUAAUUGUUUCACAUUUCUGUGGUUUGGGUUGUUUAUAUUAUUUCUUGCCCUGUGUUUGCCAGUGGCAUUUUGGAUAUUCAAAAUGAACCUUUUAAGUUCAGACCAGUUAAAGGAAAAACAGAUUUCAAGAAAGCAUAAUACUACUAACUUUUCAGCUGUCACAAAUAGAAUAUUCAACAUUAUAUGUAUUAUUUGGGAAUCAGAUUUUGAUUCCUUUAGUUUGGUGUGUAAAUAAAUAUAGCUCGAAAGGAUAUUCUGUAUCCUGUAGAUAUUCUGUAGAGAUAUUCUACAGUAGAUAUUCUGUAGAGAAAACUUGAGGCUGCAUUUAUUGCAUUUUCCUCUUCUGGCUUUUCCUCAUGAUAAUUAGUAACAACAAUUAUGUGUCAAGUUUUAAACACUAUGUUAAGUUUUUUUUUAAUUUUUAAAAAAUGUUUGUUUAUUUUGAGAGAGAGACAGACAGAGCAUGAGCAGGGGAGAGGCAGAGAGAGAGAGAGAGAAACACAGAAUCCAAAGCAGGCUCCAGGCUCUGAGCUGUCAACGCAGAGCCCAACAUGGGGCUUGAACUCACAAACCUUGAGAUCAUGACCAGAGCUGAAGUCAGACACUCAACUGACUGAGCCACCCAGGCACCCCAACACUGUGUUAAGUUUUAUAUAUAUUUUGACUUUUAAUCCUCACUACACCCCUUUCAGAUAGAUACUGUUCUUAUUCUUAUCCUAGAGACAGGAAACUAAAGAAGGGUGAUGGACGCAAGGUCACUCAUUUCCUCCCCACAGGUUCAUUCAUAUUUAGCUGGGUUAGAGCCAAAGCCUACAUACUUAACCACUCUGCUUCACUGCUUUUCUGGGUUUUUGUUUUGUUUUGUUUUGUUUUUUGUUUUCUUUCCUCAAAAGCCUUCACACCUUUGUACCUCUGUCUGUACCUUUUCCUUACAAAUUUCUCUGAGUUUUAUUCUUUUUCUUCACCUAAACAUUUUGCCGUAGUCCCUUCCAUACCUUGUGAUAUCUUUUUCCUUGAUCUUACAAACAUAUUUUAUUAAAACAGCAAUCUCGUAAGCCCAAACUUGCUAGUUUAGUCUGUAAUCAAACUGAAACCUUGGGGCAUAGCAUUUCCUUGGCAUUGCCUUUAUUCAUUUUUGUUAAGUUUUUGUUGAAUAGUUUCUUCAGAUCUGUGUGAAUUUCCUGUUGAAGAAAAUAUUUUCAGGCAGGUGAGUGGAGAAGGUUUACCACAUUCUGAACAUGUUCUAUGUACCAAGAGCCAUGCAGAGCACAUAGGCUACAUUAGCUUGUUUAGUCCUCAAAUCUAGCCCAACAGGAAGGUACAAGUCCCUGGGUUUUACUGAGGAGAAAACUGAGGACUUGGAACAUUCAGUGUCUUACCUAGGGAUAAACAGCCUCUGAAGGCCAGGAGUUCAGUCAAGGUUUCAUAUCCUGGAAAAGCAAGGGGAGCCUAUAAGGCAAGUACUAGGUUUAGAUUUUUCAUUUAUUAUAAUGUUUCAUGUGCAACUCUCAGGCAAGCCUUGUAACUUCCUUUUGACCUAUUUUAAUGUGUGUUUAUAUAAUAAGAUAAUACUUAUUUUGAAACUACUCUGUCUUUUUAAAAUUAAUAUGUUUGAAGAAUGGAAAGCAUAACCAUUAUUCUCAUCAUUAUAUUGUAUUCUGUGGUAAUUAUUCAAUUUGGUUAUAAGUGACAGCGAAACAAUAAUGCCAGAAUCUGUUACUAAGGGUUCGAUUGUCUCUGGAGCCGUUUCUGAAGUUACGUAGUAUUGGAAGUCUUUAUAACCUACUAGGGUAUGAAAUCUGGACUGAAAUCCUGGCCUUCAGAGGCUGUUUAUCCCUAGUAGUACUGAAUGUUCCAAGUCCUCAGUUUUCUCCUCAGUAAAACCCAGGGACUUGUACCUUCCUGUUGGGCUAGAUUUGAGGACUAAACAAGCUAUUGUAGCCUUUGUGCUCUGCAUGGCUCUUGGCACAUAGAACACGUUCAGAAUGUGGUAGCUCCUGUUUCAUUAUCUUUGUGGCUGCCAUAUUCAUUGCUACCAUAAUUUCGAGAUCACUAAUUACAAUCUAAGAAGAUUACAUUUUACAACAGAAUUAAUCCAUUGAGUAUAAGAGUUUCCUAAAACGGCAUUUUUUUCAUAUCUGUUUAAACUCAGAUUUUGGCUUAAACUCAGAUGUUUUUAAAUAUAGAAAACUUCCAUAAUUUUUGAAAGCUCCUUUUCCAGGAAUGAUUAUUCAUGAAGACAUCAUUUGACAUUAAGUAUAACCAGCAAGCAGUUGUUGGGAUGAUUCUGAGAUUAAUUUACCUCCUUACAUUAUUUAUUGCAUAAAAUACGCUUAAACAUUUUUCUUUUGUCAGGUUGGCAAUAGUAAGAAAGGAUUGUUCAGGAAUGUUUUGCCAUUUGUCUUUACAUUUUAAUUUUCUUCACUUACUAAAAUGGAAUUUAGGGUGUUUUGUUAUAUACAGGUUACCUGGAAGAAACAAAGAUUAGCCAACAGGUUUCAUUCUACAUAUGGCACUAAUUUAUGAGUUUAGAAGUAAAUGCAGUUGUUGCCUUGAAGGACUGUCCUCUGUCUCUCUCCACUCUGGAAGCUAAUCAUUAGGUAUGGAAAAGAUACAAGCAUGUGAUAAAUAAAGGAGAUUAAGGUGUGGGGAAUUUGCUAAUAUAACAUGUUCAGGUAGAGCCAUCACAAUGCACAGAAGCUUAGGUUACUGAGCUGAUGUGAUACUCUGAUGUGUACGUUCCAACAAGCGCUCUUCUCCCCGAACAAAACUUUAUUUUUGGAUUAAGAAGAAUAUGUAGAAAGUGGCAUACUCUCCAACCAAAUGUAUGUAUAGACAUAGAAGAAAAUGAAGUGACUAGAAAAGAAAAAGAAAACAACCAGAUUCCCUUUUGAGUGUUUCUCGUAUAUGAGUUUUAUCCAGUGCUCGUUUUGCUCUGCAAUUUAAAAUAUUCAUAACUUUGUUUAAUAGUAUAAAUGGUUGUGUUUUAGAAUAUUAAUAGUGAUGGCAUUGGGUCUUCUUUAUUAAUAUUCUGUUUAAUUUGUUUUUAGAAAUGAGCAUUUACUUCCUUUGUACUCAGAAAAACAAAAUUGUUUUAUUAAAAAGGAUGCUGAAAAAAGCAAGAAUGCUGAGGGUGCCUAGGUGGCUCAUUGGGUUGUGUUUGACUCUUGAUUUCAGCUCAGGUCAUGAUCUCACAGUUUAUGAGAUCAAGUCCCAUGUUCGGCUGUGCACUGACAGUGCAGAUUCUGUCUGGGAUUCUCUCCCCCCCCCCCUUUCUCUGUCUCUGUCAAUAAAUAAAUGAACUCAAAAAAAAAGAGAAUGAUGACUAAGCAAUAUUUUGACGUUUCACAAAACAGUGCUUGUUGAUUCUACAAGUAACAUUAUCCAGUCAUGUUUCUGACUUACUUUGCUUAACAUUAUACUCUCUAGCUCCAUCCGUGUCAUUGCAAAUGACAAGAUCACAUUCUUUUUUAUGGUUGAAUAAUAUUCCAUUGUGUGUAUAUAUCACAUCUUCUUUAUCCAUUUGUCAAUCGAUGGAUACUUGGACUGCUUCCAUAUCUUGGCUAUUGUAAGUAAUGCAGCUAUAAACAUAGAGGUGCAUGUAUCCCUUUGAAUUAGUGUUUUUGUAUCCUUUGGGUAAAUAGGGUAGUUCUAUUUUUAACUUUUUGAGGAACUUCCAUACUGAUGUCCACAGUGGCUGCACCAGUUUACAUUCCCACCAACAGUAUGAGUGUUACUUUUUUUCCCGCAUCCUCACCAACACCUUUUGUUUCUUAUGUUGUUGAUUUUAGCCAUUCUGACAGGUGUGGCGUGGUAUCACUAUAGUUUUGAUUUGCAUUUUCCUGAUGGUAAAUGAUGAAAACAUCUUCUCAUGUGUCUAUUGUUCAUCUGGAUGUCUUUGGAGAAAUAUCUGUUCAUGUCAUCUGCCCAUUUGUAAUUGGAUUAUUUGUUUACUGGGUAUUUUAUCAGUUCUUUAUAUAUUUUGGAUACCCACCCUUUAUCAGAUAUGUCAUUUGCAAAUAUCUUCUUCCAUUCCAGGUUGUCUUUUAGUUUUUUUGAUUGUUACCUUGCUGUGUAGAAAUUUUUGUUUUGAUGUAGUAUAAAUACUUUAUUUUUGCUUUUAUUUCCAUUGCCUCAGGGACCUAUCUAGAAAAAGUUGCUAUGGCCAAUGUCAGAGAAAUUACUGCCUGUGUUCUUUUGUAGGAUUUUCAUGGUUUCAGGUCUCACUUGUAGGCCUCUCAUCCAUUUUGAAUUUAUUUUUGUGUAUGGCGUAAUGAAGUCCAGUUUCAUUCUUUUUCAUGUUGCUGUCCAGUUUUCCCAACACGAUUUGUUGAAGAGACUGUCUUUUUCCCAUUGGAUAUUCUUUCCUGGUUUGUCAAAGAUUAAUUGACCACAUAAUUGUGGGUUCAUUUCUAGGUUUUCUAUUCUGUUCUGUUGAUUUAUGUGUCUAUUUUUGUGCCCAUACCAUACUGUUUUGUUUACCACAGCUUUGUAUGAAGUCUGGAAUUAUGAUGCCUCCAGCUUUGCUUUUCUUUCUCAAGGUUGCUUUGGCUAUUCAGGAUCUUUUGUGUUUCCAUACAAAAUUUAGAAUUUUUUUCUUGUUCUGUGAAAAAUGCUGUUGGUAUUUUGAUAGGGACCACAUUAAAUGUAUAUAUUGCUUUGGGUGGUAUAGACAUUUGAACAAUAUUUGUGCUUCCAAUCCAUGAGCAUGGAAUAUGUCUUUCUACUUCUUUGUAGAUAGUCUAUAUAGUUUUUGAUUCCUAUAAUAUUUAUUUCAGAAAAAAAUUUCAGAGAAAUUGCAACAUUAGAUAUUCUUGACUUAUUUUGGCUUCAACACAAUCAGUUUGAAGUGUUAUUUGCUGCAUCUGAAAGGGAUCUCAGUGACUAUAGGGUUUUUAAUGCACCAGUGAUGACACCUUUUAACAUUUUUCAGAUCUUUAAAUAUCAGAAGAAUGAUCCUAUAUUAGGGAAAUAGGGUUCAACUGAUGUGUUAACUACAUCUCACAGAUACACAAGAGUCUACUUUUCCAAUUCCCCAUCUUCAAAGAUCAUAUAUAUAACUUAAAUUUCUUUUUUUAAUUCUAGUAUACUUAACAUGCAGUGUUAUAUUAGUUCCAGGUGUACAAUGUGUGAUUCAGUAAUUCUAUACAUUACUUGGUGUUCAGUAUAAUUUUUUAAUGGUAAUUUCUAUUCUGUUUUUAUUUAUGGUUCCCCAUGAAGGGAAUCAGAGUAAUACCAAAAAUCAGAGUAAUAUAUUCAUUAGGAGUCUGUUAUGUCUGAUAGAUAUUAACAUGAAAGUCGUAUGUGAUAUCAGCACUUUCACUGUAGUGAAUGGGACCAGAUGAAUCUUUGAGAUUUUUCAUUUCUAAAAUUUCUCGAUGAUAAAUAUCAAGAAAUAUAGAGCAUAGUGGUAGAAUUUAUUGAAUGGAAAUAUUUUCUAGAAUUCUAAAACUUAUCAAAAUGCUACUUUAUGCAAGAGAAAUCACAUGCAUAUUUGAUUUUAGAAAUUAGACUGCAAUUAAUUUAUUUUGUUUUCUAUUUAGGCAAGUGUAAGUAAGGUUGUUGCCAGUUAAAAGUGCCCAAACAUACUUUCUUUAUAAAUUUAAAGUGGUGGUAUUAACUGGGUUGGGAGGCCUGUAAACAAACACAAAGUUAUAUAGCCUGUUCUUUAAGAUUCAAAAUGUAUCUUUGAAUGCAGUGUAGACCAAUGCAAUGAAUGCAAGAGAUAACCCCUUGUCUGAGGUUACACUGGCACAAAUAGUUGUUAAUGUAUAGACUGUAAAAUACAGCUUUAAAACAUUUACUCUACUAACGUUCCUAAGAGAGUUUCAGGUUUAAAAUAGUUAUUAUUAGAUCAUACAUUUUAGACUAAUAGCCUCUUCACAGUUAUUGUGUUUACUUUCUCAGGAAUUUUAUAAUUAAAAAUGCUAAAUUGGUAAAAUUGAUAUUGCAAAUGAUGUAUUUGGAGAAGAUUAAAAGAAUUUCUGAAAAAGCAGGUAAAAAAUCCUGAAAAUCUUUGUUUAAUGUUUUAAUAUGUUUAAAUAUAAUUUAAGUUAAAUUAUGUUUGGACUUUUGUUAUAUUUAUUAUUUUGGCAAGGAAAGGAAGAUUCAGGUUUUGAUUUUAAGAAUUGUUGGAAGUUACCAAUUUUAAAAUAGAACAUGGUUUCUUGUUUGUAAGAAAAUAAACUCUGUAUAAAGUAUACCUAGGUUUUUUUGAAAUGUUCUUGCCGUUAGAUAUUUAAAAUGUGAUUUGUAUUGAAAUUAAAAAUUACAGUGAUGUAGAUGUUCAAUUCUUUCUCUGUUCAAAUAGAUUUUGAGGAAAACGUAACAUCCCAAGGAUUAGUUUUCUCUCCUUGCUUCUGUUGUUUAAAGUCAGUUGUUUUUAAAUGUUUUACAUCACCAACAUCUUAAAACUUUACUGGAUUUCUAGGUAUAUUUAUUUGGAAAUAGAUCUGGAAAAGUGCAUUUUGAAGACUCAUAUUUACAAUGUCAUGUUAUUAAACGUGUCUUGUGAUGGCUUCUGUUAUUUAAGUCAUCAAUUUCAUAUAUCAGCCCUCUUUGUAAAUGUGAUUUAACACUUACAAUUAAACAGACUUAAAAUUUAUUAGAAGACUAGAUUUGGAUUUACUUUUAUAGAUUCUGAAUCCAGGACAUCUGGUAGUAUCAUAGGGACAGACAGCGUGCGUGUGUAUGAGGGGGGUGUCUUAAUGCUUUUACCACAUUACAAACUUAGGGGGGAAAUGCUGGCAUUCUCAAUUUGCAGUCCUUGUAGGGUGUUUAAUUACUUUUCUAAUAGUUAAAGGUACACAUCUUUUUUUAGAAAACAUAUUAGGAUUUGAAGUAAUGUUCUUGAGCACAGUUACCAAUAUAUCCCAGUUUGGAAUGUUACUAUGGCAUAUAUUCAAAUGAUUCAGUGUACCAUGAGGAAAAUGGAGACAAGCAUGUACCUCUGUUGUGAGGGUUAAGAAAUUAUUAGAGAUCACUGCAAGUUAAAAUUUGAAAAAGGUUAAAAUGCUUUUUGAACAUGCAUAAUGCCCUUGACAUUCUAAAAGCUUUUGUGAGUAAGCACUAUCUCAUUUCACAUGCAGAAAUCUGAGAUAAGAUUUUUAAGUGACCCUAGUAUCAUAUAGCUAGACAGAGCUAGUCCCGAGCAUAUGUCUUGUGUAGCAAUAGUUUUGCCCAUGAUAAGGCUCUUGAAUCAUGUAUUUAUGGAUGGCUGGUGGUAGAAUGACCUUACCCUUCUUCCUUGAGUAGAAAAUGAAGGCUUACUUAGUUGAUACAGGAAAGAUUCCAUGUGAAAUUUUAACUUUUAACCUAUUAAGUAGGAAAGAUCACCUUAAAAUUAACUGGAUGUUACAAGGGAGCUUUUGAGAUCAUGGAAAAUUUUAAUAAGAUGUAUUUAGUACUACUCAUUGUUUUGAUAUUAAAACAAUUUCUAGUCCAUAGAGGAUAAUGAAAAUUUACCUCUCCUUUUAAAAACACAGUACGGGUGCCUGGGUGGUUCAGUUGGUUAAGUGUCCAGCUCUUGGUUUCAGCUCAGGUCAUGAUCUCAUAGUUCCUGAGCUCCAUGCUAGCUGUGUGGAGCCUGCUUGGGAUUCACUCUCUUUGCCCCUCUCCUGCUUCUGUUCGUUAGUGUGUGUUCGUUCUCUCUCUCUCUCUCUCUCUCUCUCUCUCUCUCUUUUUCAACAAAUAAAACCCCAAAACACAAUAGUUGUCUGCUAAAUAUAUUAGAAGAUAUAUAGACUGAAUUGGAUAGUUUUAGCUGUAUAUUUAAAAAUAUAAUGAUGGGGGCACCUGGGUGGCUUAGUUGGUUAAGCAUCCAACUUUGGCUCAGGUCAUGAUCUCUUGGUUCAUGGGUUUGAGCCUGACAAGGCUCUGAGCAGUCAUCACAAAGCCCAGAGCCUACUUUGAAUUCUGUGUCUCCCUCUCUCUCUCUUCCCCUCCUCCUCCUCCUCCUCCUCUUCCUCUUGUACUCUGUUUCAAAAAUAAAUAAACAUUAAAAAAAUUAAAAAAUAGAAAAAUAUAAUGAUGAGGAACUGUCAAUCACACUUUCUUCAUAUAACUACUUUUGAAAAGUAAACAUGUCACAACCAUGUUCUGAAUGUUCUUUGUGAUGGAUUUGCAGUAUUUUUGAAGUCAUCAUAGGAUGGGUUUUUCUGAAGCAUUAUAAUGGAAAAGGUUUUGACAUUUCUUGCUACAGUGCUUUAUAUAUGUUUUAUGUUUAAUAUAUGAAAUAAUAUUCAGGGAAUAAAAUAAGUCUGAAUCAGUGAUGUUUUAAAUGAAACCCUUCUAAUGUAUAAUUCAGUUUUAUUUUAAUGAAAUAAUAUGGUUACAGAAAAAUUAAAGGAACUCAAUUUAGACUAACACAGGAUUGUCUUGUAAAGGUCCUUAAAUGAAUCCUUUCCUUGGUUCCCAGUAUAGGCAGCAAUUGAAAUAAAUUCAACUAAGUUAUUUGGAAAGUUUAUUUUCUUACAAAUUUAAAAUUUCUGUGAUUGUUUAUGACUACUUAAUUUAUGGUACUAACUAAAAGGGCUUGCAAGAUGAGUCAUUGCAAAAUCCAAAUUAUUGAAAUCUUAAUUUGCAUUCCAUAUCAACAAAUUAGGACAAUAAAUAUUUAUUGAUUGUGGGUAUAAGUCGGGUAUAAAUUGUGGUUUGUAAUACUCCUGGUCGCUUUUAAAUCCAAAGUAUAACUUAUGAAUAGUGGGAAGCAAGCAAGGGGGCAGAUCAUCUGAUUUCCAGGAUUUGAGGGAGAGAUUGCAGAAAAGUCUUAGGAACAAUGCAAUAGAUUGAGGAAUUAGAGAGACUGAUGCAUUUAAAAAGAUGAAUUGACCUAAAUAUCUGGCCGCAUGUUUAGAUUCUGCAGUUACAGAGCAUACCUUGGGAUAUUUGAGAAGUUGUCAAAGCGAAAGGAAGGGGAAUGUUCGAUAUUCAACACAAUACAAAACCAUGUGAGGAAAUUUCGGGACGCAGUAUAUUACAAAGAGAAUGUUCUUUUAUAUGCAUUAAAUCUGAUUAGAAUAAAGUAACUCGUUUAGGUGUAAAGUAUAAGCUUUGAGGUUAGGACAGAAAUGUUAACAGGGGUGGAUAUAGCUUGAGGGAAUAUAUAUGGGACACAUUCUGUCAACUCCAGCAUCAUCCUAGAUCACUGCUUCUUAGAUUCGUUUUCUUUACUAUUUGUCACCUGAUUAUAGGUGAAUCUCUAUGAUUAGAAUUUCUAUCUUUAUGACAGGUGGGUUUUAGCUUAUCUGCCUAUCAACCAAGCUAGGCAUAUGAUGUGGACCUUAUAUAUAAUUAUAAUCAAUUAAAUUAUAAUUAAUUUUUGAUCAAUAUAAUUAUUGUUCUUUAUUUGGUUGUUACUCUGUUGCUAGGGACUAUACUAAAUUCUGUGCAAGAUGAUGAGACUUAUAAGUAAAACAUAUUUUUAGUUCUCCAAGAACAUAUAGACUAUUAGGGGUCAUAUGGACAACAUAUAGAUACUUAUAAGACAGGGAUUGACAAAUUAAAGCCCACUGCCUACUAUUGUUAAUAAAGUUUUAUUGAAACUUAGCUGUGCCCAUUCAUUUUUGUGUUGCCUGUGACUGCUUUCAUACCACAAUGGCAGGGUUAAGUUAUUGUGACAGAGACCUUCUAUCUUACAGAAGUUAAAAUACUUACUGUCUGGCCCUUCCAGAAAAAAAUCUCCUGACCUCUGAUAUAAGACAUUAUAAAUGCUUUUUAUAUGGUACAUACAGUAAUAAAAUGUUGUGCUUUUAUAAUUGCAAAGGAUCUCAUGAGUGAUAAUUUCAAUCUGAUUCAUCCAGGCAUCAGGAGAAUUUCUGGCAUGUGGGUAAAACUCUAGACACUGAUUCCUUCCCUAUGAUUCCAGUGGUUUGUCAACUGAAUACGUCACUCUAAAUGAAAUAGUCCUACACUUUCUAAGUAAAUUAUUCUUACCUUUUAUGGCUAACAUAUUUAUAUUUUGUCCUAUUUGGCUAUGGUCCUUUGUGUAUCUAUGCUUAAUUUUUGAAGAACUGUCAACUGUUUUACAGUGUUGAGUCCUAUUUUUAGAUCUCUAGCUUAACCUGUACCCUGAUCAUUAAAAUCACUCAGUGCUGGGCACUGCUAUUAUAAACAUUGAGCUUUCUGUCUGUCAGUGGAUAUAGAGAGUAAGAGCUGUUACAGAAACAUGACAACUAUUUCAAGAACAAUAACAUAAAAAUCCCUGUCCCUCUGGAAUUAGAUUUUAAAAUACAAUAAGAUAAUUAAAAGAAAGGAUUGGCAAUGAAAAAAACCCACUUAUUUCCUCGUCUUUUUAUUAAACUAUUAAUGUAGCAGUCAGUAAUACUUAAUAUUGGACAAAAGUUUCAGACGUCAAAAACAUGUGUUAAACUUUCCUCAAUAAAUAAUAAUCUUAUCCAAAAGAAUUGAUUUUACUUAUAAAUAAGUGGCCUCUUUUGUAGUACUUUAAUAAGCAGUAAAGCAGAAAACUAAAGGACAGAAGAUCUCGCUGUAUAGGAGGCAAAACUGUGUGUAACUCUAAAAUGUAUAUGACUUAGAGAAUUUAUAAUUCUGCAUUGACGUACAACAUAUUAGCAAGUGCUUGGAAAUUUGUAAAUUAGAAUGUAAGUGGGUAUAGUUGCACUCAUGGCUGAGAUUUAUUACAGCAAAAGGAAUUUUAUGGUGUCUGACAUUGUCAACUAAUGGUGUUUUAAAUUAAUCUGAGUGUUUGAGUUUUUCUCAAGUUUAGUCAAAUGGGCGAGAAAAUGAAUGAAUGAUCUUGACAUUUAUAUCAAAGAGACACUUUGGUUCAUUAGAAUAAAAGCAAAUACUUACGUAUGCUUUUGAGGCAUUAGGUACUGUUCCAAGUCACUGAGGUAGGAGAGCCAUUAUUUGAACCCAUGUAGUCUAGCUGAACACCUUUAUAAUUUAUUUGUCUUAUAUUUCCUGUAAAAAAUGAAUAGGAAUAUUAGUCACACAAAAGAAUGAAAUCUUUCAUUGGCAACAACAUGGGUGAAUCUAGAGGGUGUAAUGCUAAGUGAAAAAAGUCAGAGAAAUACAAAUACCAUAUCAUUUCACUCAUGUGGAAGUUAAGGAAAAAACAAAAAAGAAAUAAGCAAAGGAAAAAAAAAAAAAAAGAGACAAAGCAAGAAACAAACUCUUACCACUAGAGAACAAACUGAUGGUUACCAGAGGGCAGAUGGGUGAAAUAGGUGAUGGGGAUUAAAGACUACAUUUAUCGUGAUGAACACUGAGUAGUUUAUACAGUUGUUGAAUCACUAUGUUGUACACCUGAAACUAAUAUAAUACUGUGUAUUAACUAUAGUGGAAUUAAAAUUGAAAACUUAAUAAAAAAUGUGAAAAAAACCCAAAUGAAGAAAGAAAAAAGGAGACAAAAAACAGAUUUUUAAAUAUAGAGAGGAAACUGGUGGUUACCAGAAAGGAGGUGGGUGGGGAGAUGGGUGAAAGGUGAAGGAUGAAGGGAAUUAAGGGCACACUUAGCAUGUGAUGAGCACUGAGUUAUGGUUAGAAUUGUUGAAUCACUAUAUGGUACACUCAAAACUAACAUAACAUUGUUAAUUUAUAGUGGAAUUAAAAAUAAAUUUUUAAAACACAUAGAAUAAUUUCACAUAAAGCUGAAUGUUUUAAAAAGCCCAGCAAAUUGUCAGGUUUACAUUAGUUUGAUUUUAAAUGAAAGCUCUCCAGAGGAUCAUUGGAUCUUCCCGUUUUUUCCAGAACAAUGGACUGCAGAGUCUUAAGACCUCAAGAAUUUCUUAUAGAGAUCAUUUGAGUGUUAGGAUAUUGUCUCUACUUCUUGAUAUAUUCAGUAACUUGCCUUUCCAUAAUAAGUAUCUCUAAUUAUCAGACAACUCUAUAAAAGGAUGAGCUAAUAGCUAAUCACUGUAAACUCUUUAAGUUCUGCCUCUUAAUUCUCAUCGCUUCUACAUCACUAAUUUCUCCUUUUCAUUCUCAAUCAAGAUUCAUUUUAGUUAUUUUUAAUUUUAAUUUUUUUAAGUUUAUUUACUUAGAGUAAGCUGGGGAGAGGCAGAGAGAGAGAGAGAGGGAGAGAGAGAAUCCCAAGCAGGCCCCACACUGCCAGCACAGAGCCCAUUGCAGGGUUCGAUAUCAUGAACCAUGAGAUCCUGAUCUGAGCUGAUAUCUAGGGUGCGACACUUAACUGACUGAGCCACCAGACACCCCUGUUUUUAAUAUUUUAAAGAAAUAUUACUCCUUGGGGUGCCUGGGUGGAAAUAUUACUCCUUGGAGUGCCUGGGUGGCUCAAUUGGUUAAGCAUCCGACUUCGGCUUUGCGGUUCAUGGGUUCGAGCCCCAGGUUGGGCUCUGUGCUGACAGCUCAGAGCCUGGAGCCUGCAGCCUAUUUCGGAUUCUGUGUCUCCUUGUCUCUCUGCCCCUCCCCCACUUGCACUCUGUCUCUCUCAAAAAAUAAA
Messenger RNA from Panthera uncia (snow leopard), 26795 nucleotides. RefSeq names its product G protein-coupled receptor 52 (gene GPR52). Gene Ontology annotation, cellular component: membrane. Bases 11367 to 12452 code for a protein of 361 amino acids. Gene Ontology annotation, molecular function: G protein-coupled receptor activity. Gene Ontology annotation, biological process: G protein-coupled receptor signaling pathway. The record is from RefSeq and is a predicted model, not a curated record. Lineage: Eukaryota; Metazoa; Chordata; Mammalia; Carnivora; Felidae. The transcript has a single exon.